CUUGAAUGGUGUUGUGGUUCUGUGGGUAGUGUGUGGCCUGUGGUGUUCUGUGGUGUGACAUGGGACGUUCUGAUGCGACGUGUUUGAAUGAAUGGUGAAGUCCGAAUGAAGUAAAUCAGCUGAUGAUGAUUGUUAUGAAAAAUAUCUUAAUUAUAAUCAUUUGACAAUUCGGGAGAUGAUUCAUUUUAUAAACCUGUAAUAGUAUAAUUUGCUGUUUUGCAUUUUCUAACAAAGCACGAAAGCAAAAAAUCAGCCAAGAUGUUUUCGAGUGGACCCAACUACACCAAACUAAAAACAAAUCUUCGUUUAGCAAUUUCUAGGCUAAAGCUUUUACAAAAGAAGAAAACCGAGCUCACAGAGAAAUCAAGGCGAGAAAUCGCCGAGUAUUUAACUGCUGGGAAGAUAGAAAGGGCCAAAAUAAGAGUAGAGUAUAUAAUUAGAGAAGAUUAUCUAGUUGAGGCUUUAGAGAUAGUUGAGAUGUAUUGUGAUUUGUUAUUAGCAAGAUUUGGGUUGAUUUCCAACAUGAAGGAUCUAGAUGAAGGUAUUGCUGAAGCAGUUUCUAGUUUGAUAUGGGUUGCGCCUCGCUUGCAGUCAGACAUACAGGAGCUGAAAGUUAUAGCUGAUCUUCUAGCAGCAAAAUAUGGCCCUAGUUAUGCUGAAGCAUGUUGCAUUGAAUCAAUUGAGACUAUCAGUCCAAAACUAAAGCAUAAAAUGUCUAUACAGAGCCCUCCCAAAAUACUGGUAGAAAAAUAUGUUAUAGAAAUUGCAAAAACAUUCAAUAUUGACUAUGAACCAGAUCCGCAAGUUAUGGCACAGGACAAAGGGAAGGAUGCCUUGCUUAUUGAUUUAUCAAACUCAAACAACUUAGGAGGAGGAGGUGGUGGUAUGCCUCAACCACCAGGAUUUGUGGGAUUUCCGCAGCCCCCACCUUUGCCAAACUUAAUGGAACCAUUUGCUUAUCCUUCGCUGCAGACAAAGGAUCCAUCUGCAGGACCAUCUGCUCCUCCAGCAGCAUUUCCUUACAAUAUACCACCUGGUGAUGAACAAAAAGAAAAUAAUACUGAUUUUAUGGAUAAGAGCCUACCAACUUAUCAUCAUUUAUACCCAGAUGCAAAUUUUCAGGACAAAUCAAACAAUGAAUUUGGCGAUAAUAUUGAGGUAUGGAUUCCAGAAAAAACCUUAACUGUUCAUGGUGGCUGCAUCUCAUUGUUGAGGUACAUUGCAGGAUACUCUGAAGUGAAUACUGAUAAGCCAAAACCUGCUCCAAGAAAGACCAACAAUCCAUAUGACUUACCAGAUUUGCCAUCAGUACCGAAUAUCCCACCAUCUCCUCCAGAAGAUAAGGAUGACGAUAUAGAUUUUGAAGAUCUAACUAAGCGGUUCAACGAGCUGAAGAAGAAGCACUAAUAUUACUAAUAUAUUUCUGUAGAAAAACAUUCAAAUAUGUACAUCAUCAUAUAUUACAGUUUUCACGGCUAGAUAUAGGACGAAAUGUUUAUUUUGUUUGAAACGUGUUUAUUUUUGUACUCGUAUUACAUCUAGUCUUUUGAAGAAGCAUUGCAUUAUAUUUUCCACUGGGCCAUUCGUCUUAUAUUUUAUAAUAUCACACAGUAUGAUAACCAGAUAAAUAUUGGAUUAUUUCUUAUUUUUUAGUUGCAAAAUAUGGUACACUUAUUUUAUUAUGUUCUCUUGUAAUAUAAAAAUUUUUAAUAAUA
Acanthoscelides obtectus is the source of this 1715-nucleotide messenger RNA. NCBI's taxonomy places the organism in Eukaryota, Metazoa, Arthropoda, Insecta, Coleoptera, Chrysomelidae. The record is from the annotation of a GenBank genome assembly.